AUGCAACAAAUCGAUCAAUCUACCUUGGCACGGCUUCAGGAGUUUGAGAAUGACCACAAAUUUUAUGAUGCACUCCAAUUCUACCACACCAAAGUGACUCGUUGCUUUAGAGUGAAGAAUUCAAACGAGGGUGCUAUUCCAUUAGUUAAAUAUGGAAUUAAUUAUUUUCUCAGAGGUAUAAUUUUUAUUUUAUUUUUAUCUUUUUGUUCAAUGUCUUCCUUGAGAACGUCAAUACCAGUGUGCGAUCGACAUUGCCACGCAGUAUAUCGAUUGUCUUUCAAAGAAUAACGCUGCUCUCACCGAAACAGUAUUCGAGCUACUUGCUGGAACCAUAGCGGAAUUUGCAAGAAUCGCUGCAAGCGAAAGUCGAGCGGAAAAUACACAACAAAGUCAACUUCUAAACGAUGCUCGGGGCAAGUGUGUCGAUUUGGCAAUUCUAUGGUAAGGGAAGUCUAUACUGAUUCACCUUUUAACUCGGACUCUUUUCAGGACAAAACUAAGUUCUUCGACAGAGCAAGAGAAGAAGUACGGAAAUACACGUUUUCACAGCGUUCUCGCUGACGCUUUCUUAGAUGCUAAGGAGCUUGAUCUUGCUAGAAACCACUUCUUGCUAUCCGACAACGCUGCCGGAUUCGCCAAAUAUCUUCAACUAGAAUAUACAAACCUUAUAAAUACUUACGGAAAGAUAGAAUAUGCUUCGGAUGUAAUAAUUGUGGAAGCCGUUCAACAGGUUCUCUGUUUGGACCGAUUCCCAUUUUCUGUUGCCCUGUUCCGAGCAUAUACAGAGCCUUCAGUUUACCCAUUCCGACAGCCACUUUUGAAUUUCCAGCACAUUCUUUUCGAUGUGAUUGAAACGGAGAAUGUGAGUGUUUGGCAGUAUUUUCAGCUCAAACAUCUGUUAUUCAGAAGCCACAGUUUUCUGAGCUCACUGAAACAUAUCAGUCUGAACUCAAAAGAUCGCCAUCGUUUGUCGGAUAUCUUUCAAGGAUAGGAAAAAUAUAUUUCGGAAUUCGCAGUUCUCAAUGUUUGGGAGCCGGACUUGGUGGACUCUUCUCAAGUGAGCAUUUCUCAUUACCUUAAAACGCUCUAUCGCCUCAGCGUGUUUAUGCGGUUACAAGCAAAUGUUUCCAGAUAAUUUUUAUUGCGAGCUAAAAAUAAAACAUGAAAAAUCGUGCCGCAAAGUUGGUAAAAGUGCGAUAAAGUUGCUAGAAGGAGACUACCUCGAAUCAGAACUGUGCCGAAUUAGAACCCCUCAGGCAAAUCGUUUCUAAUCUAAUUAGUUAAUUCUCGUUUCUAACCGGACCUAGUUAGAUUGCUACAGAUUUCUGAAUCUAGCUAGCUGAUUUUGCAAUCUAAACAUAAUCUAGCUAGGUUUGCCCGAAAUUUUAAUCUAAUUAGAUACAUUUUUAAUCUAAUAUCAGUGUUUUUGCAAUCUAAUUACAGGGUGGGGAAUAAAUAUAGCGCCGAAUUCAAAAUGUCGUAAAAAGUUCAAAUCGCACGAUUUUUUUCUGUAAAUCUACUAAGAGCUCUAUUAAACAAUAACAAAAAGAAUGGCAUAAGCAGUUUUUGCCGAUUGCACCUUUCUCUUCGUUGGCAGCCGUCAGUCUCCUCGGGUACGAGUUAGCGGCGGCACGGGGGUAGUUGACGUAAUGAUCGUGUCAUGGCUUCCGUAGUUCAACUUUCCGGACUCCCUAUUUUGGUUAAUUGUGAAUGGAUACAUACUAGGCAUCCCACCCAAACUCGGAGAAGUCCAUAGAAAUCAUAUCCGACUUGAAAUCUAGUCGUUCUUCUUAUGUGAUAAAACUUGCGAAAUUGGCUUUGCGUCACUGUUAGGUGGUUUUGGCUCGAUGAGCAGGUGUACCGUCUUGCUGGAAGACCCUAUCUUGUUUUCCGUAAUCAACUAGAUCCAAGACAGUUCCUUCGACCCGAGAAUCUUACUGGAGUAGCAUUUACGGUUGAUUUUCGCUCCAAUCUCAGUGCUGUUUUGCCAUUGGCGGAAAUUCUCCAAAGAACGAUUACUGAAGCCGGAUAAAAAUUUUUAAAAAUUAUUUUUCCAUUUCCACGGACAGUCUCAAUGUCCCCUGAGAUGAUCUUGUUGUUGUGAUCAUCACUGUCGAUACCAGCAGCGUGUAGCCACUCAUCUCCGAUCAGAGUCUGCAGGCGCGUGCCAUGCCGCGUGCCGCCAACGGGACUUCCGGCUUUCUUGAAGCGAAAGUCCUUGUUAUGGAACGAUUCUUUUGAAUACGAUAAGGAAUCAUAUUUAGUUCCUGUCUGGCAAUAGCUUACAUAGAUUUUAAGCUCAUACGGAACUCUGACGACAUUUUCCACGUGCUUCUCUCCGAGUUUUUACGAUUUUUGCUCUAACCGAUAUGACCAUCUUGGGAGUUGUCACUGGGACCAGGGGACCACUUCUCUACUUGUCUUCCAAUGUUCCGAGGUGUCAGAAACAUCGGGAAGUCAUAUUAACAAACAAUCUUACUACGCCGAGCUUCCUAACUAUUUUGGACGAUCGCAUUCCUAUACUUGUGAACCCCAUAAUUACGGACCUAGGCGAUGACGGAGCCACCAUUUCUCUCAAUAUUAAGAGAAUUGUCUGCAACUUAGACAAAUGGUCAAAAAUGAAGUGAUGAAUGGAAAAAAUAACAUGAGCGGCCAUCCCAUUAGUUCUGUAGGCGCCAGCGCUCACGCGAAGUUUCGACGCUAUAUUUAUUCCCCACCCUGUAGCUUCGCCAAUCUAAUUAGAAAAUUUAUCAGUCCAGUUAGAAGAAUUUGCAAUCUAAUCGCAGUAAAUUUGCAAUCUAAUUAGGUCCGGUUAGAAACGCGAAUUAGCUAGCUAGAUUACAAACGAUUUACCUGAGCCGUCACAACAUGACUUUACGUAACAAGAACCACCUGCAGGUAAGUUCUGAUCUAAGACAGUUCUGAUUUGGGGUAGCCUAGCAGAAGCUGCUGCGAGGAUUGCCAUCAGAGUUGAGCGGAAUCGAUUUUUUGAAAAGGCGGAAAGCGGAGGCGGAAUAAAAAAAAUUUUUUCUUCGAUGUCUUCCGACUCAAAUACUUGCACUAAUUGUUAGGAAUUUUUUUAACGCAAAAGCGCGAAAUUUGGUGCAGCCGUCAAUCCCCCAUUAUGCGUUUUAUGUAGUGAAGCAUUCCGAAAUGCUUUUUUGCGGCUUCUGACAAAAAAAUGAAUCGAAAAUCGUGUUUUUCAGGGUUGUCACAGGCUGGGACAACCUUUAAAAACACGUUUAUCGGUCCGGUCCGGCUUGAAUUGGCCCUGGCGACCUGUUUAUGGAAGCUCAAAUAGUUUAUUUCCCAGGUUUUCAGCAUGUUUGAGGCGAUUUUUUAUCACGAUUUGUGACAUUGAUGACAAAAAUGACACAGAUAUGCAAUUUUGGAGCUGAAAACAAUGAAAGUCGAUAAAAAACGCUAAUGGGGCUAUUCAGACUGUGAAAAAAUGAUUGUUUUCCGUUUUUUUUCGUUUCUUUACGUCAAAAAAUCCAAUUCAGCGAUGUAAAAUAACGAAAAAAACGGAAAAAAAACAUACGCUGAAUAGCCCCAUAACUAUUACGCUUUUCGGGCUGAAUCCGGGGCGGGUGAAGACGUAAAUAUUACAUGUACGUUGUUUCUCGGCAACUUUUGUGAACAGAAUGUUUAUUCAAGCAAAAUAGGUACAAACAAGUUAAAAUUUUAAUGCAAUGGUUGUUUUUGUAAACGGUGUAAAAAAAAAAACGGAAAAAAAUCAUUUUUUUUUCAUACGCUGAAUAACCCCAUAACGUUAGCAUUUUUUGGACCAAGGGAGAGCCUGCCGGGGCGGAGAAUUUCCGUGGCAGGAGCGAUAAAUUUGAAUUUUAUACUGUUAUACAGAGCAUUUACACUGCCCUUCCAGGCUUAAUUGGCGGUCAGAAAGAAGAAGAAACAGCAACAUCGCACAUCACUUCGAGAACUCCUGUUCGACAACAACCUUCGUCUGUUCCGUUCUCAAUCCCCACUCCGUUCGCAAUUCCUGCUCACCCGACGCUGGAACCAGCCGCGCCAAGCCCGAAAAUGGAAGUAGAAGAAGAUCUAGACUGA
This is a messenger RNA of Caenorhabditis sp. 36 PRJEB53466, 4068 nucleotides long. The record is from the annotation of a GenBank genome assembly. Lineage: Eukaryota; Metazoa; Nematoda; Chromadorea; Rhabditida; Rhabditidae.